Messenger RNA from Argiope bruennichi, 814 nucleotides. RefSeq names its product adrenodoxin-like. Gene Ontology annotation, cellular component: mitochondrion. The record is from RefSeq and is a predicted model, not a curated record. The coding region runs from base 250 to 756 and encodes 168 amino acids. Gene Ontology annotation, biological process: P450-containing electron transport chain. NCBI's taxonomy places the organism in Eukaryota, Metazoa, Arthropoda, Arachnida, Araneae, Araneidae. Gene Ontology annotation, molecular function: 2 iron, 2 sulfur cluster binding. The transcript is spliced from 4 exons.
CAUAAUAGUCAUGCGCUGUUGACUCGGAGAAGAAGAACUGGUCCACGCUGAUUUUAUCUUCCAUCGCGGGAAUGUUUGUAAACAUGAAGGACAAAACUCGUUUCUUGAUAGAUAAUAAAUAUCUUAGAGUAGCCGGAACGAUUGUAAUUUCUGUGCUUAGAUCUCUCAGUGUAGCGUGAAACGAGCAUUAAAUUGUUCUUGAUAAGUUUUUUAUUCUAUAUUUAUCUGCUGGAGAGAAAUAAAGCAAAGAUGGCUUUAUCUGUGUUGAAAACUUCUAUCAGACGUAUUUGUGGUCAGUAUAUUAUUGAGAAAUCAGUCUCUAGCUUUCAAAUUAAAAACCAGUUUUUGCGAAGGAGAAUGAUAAAGACUGAUAUUUUUAGAUUUUGCAAUGCUCAAAGCAAUGGAUGGGUAACUAUUAUAUUUGAGAAAUCAGAUGGAACUCGAUUAAAAAGAUUGGGCAAAAUUGGAGAAAAAGUUCAACAAGUGAUUGGAAAAGAUAAUCCUGAUUUUCCUGGAUAUGGAGAAUGUGAUGGAACUAUGAGUUGCUCUUGUUGCCAUGUGAUCCUUUCUAAAGAAGAUUAUGAUAAGUUUGAUGUGGAUAAAAGAAUGAAAACAAAGGAAGAAGAUUUGAUAUUAAGCGCAUCAAUAAAUCCUACUCCUACCUCAAGAUUAGGUUGCUGCUUAACAAUUGAGCCAGCAAUGGACGGUAUAGUUUUAAAACUUCCACCUGAAGUAAAAGAUUUGAAACAAAUGUAAAAAUACACAUAAUAUUGUGUAUUGAUGUUUAUAAACUUUUAUUUUGUUUUUGUCUAUA